UUGAAUCAGUUGUGACUUGACUUGAAUACGGAGAACACGUAAAAUAAAAAUUUUAAAUAACAAUUCGUUUCAAAGCACAAAAAAACAAUUCGUGUGUUAUUGUUUUCAAUAGUGUGAAUAGUGAAUUCCAGAUGGGCAGAUCGUUCACACGUAGCUGUGGAAUUUUUUGUGGCGUAAUGUUCAAGAACGCAAAAUUGUUGCUGGCAAAUAGGCAACUUAUCGGUUGCACCUACACACAAUUCACAGCUGCCGGCAGAAACGUGAACUGUCCUCAACGAGACUUCUUCACUUUUAGUGAUCUGACAAACAAGAAUCGGGAAUAUGCCAAAAAGGAGUUAAUUGGAUACUCGAUGCAAGAAAUGUAUGAUGUGGUCGCCGACGUAUCGAACUAUUAUAAGUUUGUGCCAUACGUGAAAAAAUCACUCGUACACAGUAAGCGUAAUGACGGCUUCAAGGCUGACUUAAUUGUCGGUUUCCCACCGCUGAAUGAAAGUUAUACAUCAAAUGUUUCGCUUCAAAAUCCUGUGCUGGUAAAAUCCGUAUGCACCGAUGGAAGAUUAUUCAAUUAUUUGCUUAACAAUUGGCGAUUUAGUCCCGGUCUGAAGGAUAUUCCACAAUCUUGUGUUGUCGAUUUCAAAGUAACUUUCGAAUUCAAAUCGCUGAUACACAGCAAUAUUGCAAAUAUUUUUUUCGAUUUAAUUUGCGAUCAAAUGGAGCAUGCUUUUGUGGCGGAAGCUGAACGACGACACGGACCACCUUCAAUUAAAUCGCAUAUAUUGUCAUGGCGAAGAUCUUGACCAAGACGCAAUGAAUAAGUUAAACAUAAAUAACUGCGUAUUCAAGUACUUUUGUGUGAUUGAUUAUUUUUAUUUAUAUAAUUUUAUUAUUAUAUUAUAUAUUAUUAUUAUUAUACAUUGCAAAAAUAGCAUUGUUAAACUUAUACAUACAUUUGUACAUAAGUGCAUACAUACAUAAGUAUAAUUUUACUUAUAGUUCACACGAGAUCACACUAUUUUGUACAAUAGCUUUACAUGGUAAUCAUAAGCAAACAAGAAAAAAAGCCUCACCGACUGUACCCAGAGCUGAGGUGUGUAUCUUUUUCAAACAAAAUUAUUCAAAGAUAAUAAAUUUAUUAAAUUAAUGGUUAAGUCUAUUGUAAAUAAACAUUUUAAAACAAGAAAUAAUAACCAAACUGUUACAGUUCCUUUUUGUGGUAUAAGAA
This is a messenger RNA of Anastrepha ludens (Mexican fruit fly), 1222 nucleotides long. Its product is annotated as coenzyme Q-binding protein COQ10, mitochondrial. Gene Ontology annotation, biological process: cellular respiration; ubiquinone biosynthetic process. Bases 132 to 797 code for a protein of 221 amino acids. The record is from RefSeq and is a predicted model, not a curated record. Lineage: Eukaryota; Metazoa; Arthropoda; Insecta; Diptera; Tephritidae. Gene Ontology annotation, molecular function: ubiquinone binding. The transcript has 3 exons. Gene Ontology annotation, cellular component: mitochondrion.